GCGUCAUUUCUUUCCGGUUAGCUUGCCACUUCUGUCACCAGGUAGGAGGAAGUCCUUGUUCGGCGAAGUAGCCUCCCAAAGACAAGUUAUACCUGAAUAAAACCACGGUCCGGAGUUAAACAGAGUAUGGAAACGAGUAGACAACUUCAGACGGCAGCCGGAGAUGCCUCUGGACCAGAUGAGGAGGCCAGAAAGGCAGCUGCAGCCAAGGCGGCUAACCGCCUGCCUGAAGUUCGUCUGGUGAUGCUGGGCUGGAGGUGGCCGGGGAAGAGCCUGACUGGAAACACCAUCAUAGGCCGAGAGGAGUUUCGCUUGGAGCGAGCAGCUGAGUUCUGUGUGAAGAGACAGGCGGAGGUGUUGGAGCGGCAGGUGACUGUCGUGGACACUCCAGGCUGGUUUUCCGCCCAGGAUACACCACCCUCCUAUAAAGAGGAGCUAGUGAGGGGAGCAUCUCUUUGUCCUCCAGGUCCACACGCCUUCCUGCUUGUCAUCCCUGUGGGCAUGUUCACGGAGGUCGACCGUGCUCGCAUUGAGGAGCACGUGAGCCUCUUUGGUGAGCGUGUGUGGAAGCAUACGAUUGUGGUUUUCAGCUGGGCGGAGGUGUUGAGGACCAUUUCAAUCGAGAGGUAUAUUCGCAGGGAGGGCAAGGACUUGAAAUGGGUGCUGGAAAAGUGUAAGCGAAGGUAUUUUGUCAUUAACAACUGCAUAUUCGGGGAGCAUCCCCAGGUAGGACGCUUGCUGGAGAGAGUGGAGAAGAUGGUGGCAGAGGAGGGGGGCUACUACAUCCCAGAGGAGGUGGAGAAAGAGAAGAAACCUCUGGAUGAGAACCAGAAUCCAGCCAGGGAGGUGCGGGAGCUGGGGGCUCGACCCAAACAGAAAUCAAGCCUGAGCUUGUCAAAUGCCAUGGAGGUGGAUCCGCUUUCCAAUUAACAAGACACUCUUGGCUGUUGGACCCUCUAAACCACGACUAACGGAGCCGCUUCCUUACUGUACUGAUGGUAAAUCUGCUUAUUUGACAAAAAAGGAAAAAGGGUAAAUAACAAAUUUUACUGAAUGUACAAACGUGGUUUAUUUUAUUUAUUUUUUUAAUCAGACAUAUUACUGUUUUAGUUGUGUGCGUUCUUUAUGCUCUUCUCACGUUGAUUAUAUGAGAGGCCUUUGACACAUAAACACCCUUUUUUCAUGCUGUUCAAAGAUUUAUACUCCCGUUUUAACAUAUAAUGAAAUUUCGAUCUUUAUAAUGAACUUUUGUUCAUAGAUUUGUAAUACUGUACGGUUGUGUGAUUUAAUCUAAAACAAGGAAGCACAAACUGUUACACAGGUAAUUGUCACUCCUUAGUCAUGGUGGAUACAAAUGGCAGAACUGCACUACUAAAUUGUUACUAUAAUAUUAUGUCUGACUGUUGAGGGAAUUGCUUUUUUAAUGAUUCCCAUUUGUUGUGACCAAACUAUAAAUGCUUUUCUCAUGCUGCAAUGUUUAUUACACUCUCAGUGUGUACAGUUAUAAAGCACUUGAGCAGUUACUGAUUGUUGUCUGUUGGCUGUUGCCUUAAAGGAGUUAUUUUGUUUCCCUUAAAUUGAUCUUUCCGUUGUUUAUAUCACUUUGUGGCAGAGGGAUAUGUUUGAGGCAAGGAUGUGCUACCACGGAGAGCUGCAAAGAUUAGUCAAUUAAUCAAUUAGUUGAUCGAUAGAAAAUUAAUCUGCAGCUAUUUUGAUAAUCGAUUAAUUGUUUAAAUCAUUUUCAAAAAUGGCAAAUAUUCACUUGUUCAAGUUUCUCAGUUGUCACUUUUUGCUGAUAGUAAAUGAAAUAGUGUUGGUUGAACAAAACAAGAACUUUCAAGACAUCUUUGGCUUUAGGAGACCACGAUGGGUAUUUUCCCCUAUUUUUUCACAUUGACAAUAAAACAUUUUGACAUUUUAUAGACCAAAGGAUUAAUUGAGAAAAUAAGCAGCAGUUAUUAAAUCGAUAAUGAAAAGCCUUACUACCAUGUGCAGAGUCAACCUUAUAACCUCCUCACACAGAUACACUGAGAGAAAGAUUAGAAAGUCAGUAUAGAGGUGCUGGAAAGGUGAGUUCAUUUACUUUUAUUAAAGUGUCUGAAUGUAGCUUGAAGCAGUUACUUUCCUACGUGUUAUAAGUACUUCUUUAGAGUGCACCUUCACUACAGUUGGUGCUGUAUUUCUUGCAGUCUAUAGAAGCAGGGUUCACUGUCUCAGUGAUGAAAGUGUAGCUAUUUCUACAGGACACGAGAGGUUUCAAGGGGGUCUGACAUUUCCAUCCAACAAAAAGCUAGAAAGGCUGUACACAAGGACAUUGGCAUUGUGUUGUCUUCCUCCACCAUCAGCUAUGCAAGCAGCAUGUAAGACUCUCCAACUUGUUUGUUACGGUGUACUAUUAUUGGAUUGUGGUGGUCACCAUCAGGUAAGCCUGCGUUAAGAGAAAUAUUGGCAUAUUAUAGAAGAGAAUAACCACAUUAAGGGCUCGUGUAGCUCCUUUUCAAGGGAAGGGUGGUUCUGCCUAACGGAGUAGAGUCAGCUGCUCUGGACAGACCCUCAAAUCCUCCACAAGGAGGUGUGUAACUGCUUUUUAUAGUGCCUUGAUACCUCACCCCUCUUUUGUGAGCCGCACUGACAACCAGAUGAAUCAGGUAGUGUUACACCACCAUCGGAGUGGCCCUGUUUCAGGAAAUACACAGCAACAAUGGUUACAUAUUGUAGUUGGGUACCAUGGUUGUGUGACCCAGUUGAAUCCUUGCCUUGAACAUAUCCUUCUGCUGCAGAUCAGUUCACAUAUACCCGUGAUUUAACAGUUUUACUUGGGACUCUAGUUUUAGUUAACCUGGUGAAAUGUGGGUGUGAAUCAAGUACUAAUAACAUCGCUAGAGUGGCUGUGAGUUUCAAGGACCCUGAUUGAGAAUGACUGCCUUCAGUCUUUUGUAAAUGUCACAGAUCAGUUCUCACUCUUGGCUCUCAGGACCCAGAUCUGCUGGUUUUCCCUCUAGUCGUCAAAUCUGAACCUAUUUUUACUGAGACACCUGGUGAAUGCAAUCACCGAGAUGGUCAGAUAUAGAAAACCAUCAAGGCCCUGAUAGCCAGGAUUUAAAACAACUGACUUACAUCCUUUUUUAUCGUAGGAAUGCUGAAAAUACUGUAGAUCUGUUUCUCUAUAGCGUGAAUCUGUUUAUACUUAUUAGAGAGUACAGCAAACCCAAUGCUAUAUACUAAGAUAUGCAGUAUGACUAUUUCACCCAGUGUGGGCAAAUACAGACACGUUUGUUGACACAGAAAUAUGAGACGGGAAACAGGCCUGCUGUAGAGCUGUUAUACACUGGUCCCUAAAGGACUCAAUAUUACUGAUUUUUUUUUUUUUUUUUUAAAUUUUCGGUUCAGGGGUUUGAUUAAAAACAUGUCAUGAAAAAGGACUUUAACUCUGAAUAAUCACAAUUAUUAGCACUGCUACAGAUGUGGGUCAUACUGUAUUUGCUUAAAUGUCACUUGGUAACAUUUUCAGUCAUAAGACAUCUGGCAAUCAGCACUCUGAUAUGAGUUUUCAAAGCAACAUGGAACAACUAAUCCACCAGUGGAAAAAGCAGCAGAAUUAUUUAAUAUAUAAAGGGGAAGAGUUGCAAAAUAAGGUCAGGACAUGGCAGACGUGAAGUAUAUACAAAUUCUGCUAAUAUAACCCACCUUUGUAGCAGUGGUUGUAAUGGUGAUUUAGUUACUUUCAAAGUAAUCAAGUUACUCUUAAGAAAUUAAUGAGCGAAGCAGCUUCGUCUCUCUGGGCUUCUGCUGUACCUUUUGUAAACCUGCAACAUGUCUUUUUAGCCGACACUGUUUACAGUAGAUUUGCUUGUUAAAGAUGGAAUGGCUGUAUUUUAACAGGAGCUGCACUGUGCUGUUUUUCUAUUACAUUCAAAUAAAUGUAUAUUUUGAUCAAA
Messenger RNA from Siniperca chuatsi (mandarin fish), 3938 nucleotides. RefSeq names its product GTPase IMAP family member 9 (gene gimapl). The record is from RefSeq and is a predicted model, not a curated record. The transcript is spliced from 3 exons. Bases 127 to 930 code for a protein of 267 amino acids. Gene Ontology annotation, molecular function: GTP binding. Lineage: Eukaryota; Metazoa; Chordata; Actinopteri; Centrarchiformes; Sinipercidae.